Molecule: messenger RNA, 2139 nt
Organism: Lachancea sp. 'fantastica'
Lineage: Eukaryota; Fungi; Ascomycota; Saccharomycetes; Saccharomycetales; Saccharomycetaceae
Source: the annotation of a GenBank genome assembly
AUGAGUUUAGCAGGGGAACCGACCAAGAACGAUAGCUUGCUUACAGAGGAAAACUUGGCUCUCUCUGCAGCGAAAGAAAACCGGAUAGACGAUAACGAAAGUUUGAGUGAACUCAGCAAGAUUGAUAGCAACAGCCAUAUCGCCCACGCCGAUUUGGAUUUGGAUGGAUUCUAUAUGUCGUCAGACGCAGAAACGGAAAAAAUGGAUGACGAGCCCACUGGCCAUGUCGUUUUGUCCGAGUUGGCCCAAGAUCAAGAACAGCAAGAGAAGAAUGAUAGUGCGGGAAUAGAGAACACGGUAAAUGAGGGGCCAAUUAUGCCACAAGAAAAUGGACCUCAAAUUGCGGGUUCAAGUGCGACUCUUGAAGAUUUGGACAAACCGGACUCUCCUCAAGAAGAUUCAAAAGAUGUUCCCGGGUCCAUAGUGAAAGAUGCAGAAUCUGAAGCAAUAGUGAAUCAAGAGAUCGAAGACCAGCCAACUUUCAGUAGCGUUCCAGAUGAAAUGAGCAUGGGAAUUGCAGACGCUGAGCCCCAGAUUGCCUCUGGUGAUGUCCAGAAAGGGGAAAGUGCCAUAGCUGACCCAGCAACUGCCAAACAACCGUCUGCACCCUCACAGCAACAGGAUAAUGAGUUUGAAGCUGAAGAACUCCAAGAUGUGGAAAUGACUGAUAAAACUACCCCACCAGAAACCAACGAUGCGCCUAUCAGCAGUUUUGAUGGCAGUGCAAAACCAGAAUCGAUAACAGAAAACCAUACAGAAGUGGAAAACGAUGAACAAAAAGGUGAUAUCUUGCAUGAUCCAGUUCCACAAACUGAAAGCCAAUCCUCGGGUAUUAUACCUCAAGAAGUUUCUGAAGUCAGUCAACAAAAGGACGACAGUUCUGCCUCUACGGAUAAUAGGGCUCAGGACAUGCCAGAGGUAAAUGCGUCUUUAAACUUAGCUGAAAAACAACAGGGGCCCGUACAGCAGUCGGGCCACGAACCCUCACAGCCGCCCUCGCAGGGGUCUCCGCCGCAGCCACCACAGGAAUCGUUACAGCAACCAUCUGAGCCGCCCUCACAAAAUCCUUUACAGAAACCUCUACAGGAACCUUCACAGGAACCAUCACAGCAAGUACCCAUAGAUGUUGCCGGCCCUACACAAGAUCAUUUUGAAAAGGAGGAGAACGAACAAAACGACGAAAAGUCCAAUUUAAAGCGCCAGCUCGAUGAUGUAGAUGACAAUCCUCAGUUCAAAAAACCUAGAGCACCCACUUUGGAUUCUCAUAGGGAAGGCGAAAAUGACGACGACAAUGACGCUGAUGAAGAUGAAGAUGAAGCAGAAGACGAGCUCCCCGAUAAAGCCGAUUUCAACGAUUCGCUCGCAAACGUCACUUCGAAACACAUGCCGAAAAAGAGUACUUCAAGUGACGCGGUGGAAGCCCAAUCUUUAGGGGAAACAGAAAGUGUCAGGUUGAUGGCUCUCAAAGAAAUCACAGAAAUUGAGCACCAAUUUGCUGAGUUGCGUCAAAAACUGUACGAAAGUAAAUUGGCCAAACUGCAGACAGAAACCCAGAUGUGCCUGGACGGUUCUCACCCUGCUCUUCAAAGCUACUAUCAAAAGAUCGAUUCUGUGCGGGACUUCAAGCUACGGCGUGCUUACCAACGGCAGCGGUACGAGCUCGAAUGCAUCGACAAGGAAACGAAAGCUACAAGAUGUUGCAUCCACCAAGAUUUCAUGAAAAAGGUAUCGAAUGUAAAACAUGAGAUGCUGUUCAAGACUACUCAAAAAUGGUACGACAUCAAUAAGGAAAGAAGGGAAAUCAACGUGGUGGUUCCCGAUGUAAAUUACCACGUCCCUGUCAAAAUCGAUGGUAAAACCUUAAGUUGCAUAACGGGCUAUGCAGCUCCUGCACAACUCAGACGUGAGGGAGAUCCUUUAAGUGAAGAUUUGCAAUGCGAGGGUAUUAAAGUCCGGUUCAAAAACAAUCCGGUUGAUAAGCUUGAGGUCAUAGUGGACAGAAUGAGGUUCAACAACGAAUUGAGUGAUCUUGAAGGGCUCAAGAGAUUUUUCAAUGGGUUUCCGGGCGCUCCAAACCUCAGCGGUCUCAAGGACUCGGAAGUCUACGAGGACUUGCAAAAGCUGCAGAGAAGCAUAUAG